AUGUCUUCUACAACCCACUUCCCUGACCCUGACAGCUUCCAGCGUCAAUCGGAUGAGUUUAUCACCUGGCUGGCUGGCAGACCAGGCGUCAGAAUCAACCCCAAGAUCCGUCUCGCGGACCUGAGAUCUCAGGCUGCAGGCAGAGGUGUCGUGGCCCAAUCCGAUAUUCCAGAGGGCGAAGAACUCUUUUCAAUUCCCCGCGGGCUCAUUCUGACACCUCAGAAUUCGAAGCUGAACGAUGUGCUGUCCCAACAGUUGGAGGAGCUCGGCCCGUGGAUGUCCCUGAUUCUGGUGAUGAUCUAUGAGUACCUUUCAGGAGACCAGUCCACCUGGUCCCCGUACUUUAAAGUUCUCCCCAGGAACUUUGACACCUUGAUGUUCUGGUGUCCAUCUGAGCUUCAGGAGCUCCAGGGUAGCUCAAUCGUCGAUAAGAUCGGGAAGGAGGGUGCCGAGGAAUCCAUUCUCGAGAUGAUCGCCCCCGUCGUCCGUGCGAAUCCUUCCCUCUUCCCUCCCAUUGAUAACCUCCCCUCAUACGACGGAGAUGCCGGUGCUCAGACUAUCUUGAACCUUGCUCAUGGCAUGGGUUCCCUCAUAAUGGCCUAUGCGUUCGACAUCGAAAAAGCCGAGAAUGACGACGAGGAGGGUGAAGAUGAAAGUGGCUACAUGACCGAUGAGGAGGAACAGCUGUCUAAAGGCAUGGUUCCUCUCGCAGAUCUCCUGAACGCAGAUGCGGAUCGGAAUAAUGCCCGUCUUUUCCAAGAGGAGGAUGCUUUGGUCAUGAAGGCAAUCAAGCCCAUUGCAGCAGGGCAUGAAAUUUUUAACGACUAUGGAGAAAUCCCCAGAGCUGAUCUCCUGAGACGAUACGGCUAUGUCACCGACAACUACGCCCCUUUUGAUGUCAUCGAAGUCUCUCUGGAGCAAAUUUGCCAGGCUGCGGGCCUUGGAAAUGCUGAUAUCGAGUCUCAGCCUCCGCUCCAAUUUCUUGAAGACCUCGAGCUCCUUGAUGACGGAUACGCCAUUCCCAGGCCCUCGCCUGAGGAUUCGCUGACGGAUAUUCUUCAAGAUGAGCUUCUUGUGCUACUCAAAACGCUGACCCUGUCACCACAGCAAUUGGAGCACCUAAAGUCAAAGGACAAGCCCCCGAAGCCUACCUUUGAUCAGGCAGAAGCAGCCAUUCUCCAAAAAACGAUCCAGCUCAAGGCGGCGCAAUACGGAACCACUCUCGCGCAAGAUGAAGAACUGCUGGCACGAUUGAACCAGUCCGAUGCCUCCAGUCCUUUGGAGGGAUCAUCCCGGCGACAGAAGAUGGCCAUCCAGGUCCGAGUCGGUGAGAAAGAGAUCCUGCAGCAUCUAUCCGCCAUGCUCAGUGGAGGUUCUGCCAUGAAACGAAACGCAGACGGCGAUGAUGAGUCGAGGAAAGCAAAGACUCAGAGAACAUGA
Aspergillus wentii DTO 134E9 is the source of this 1440-nucleotide messenger RNA. RefSeq names its product ribosomal lysine N-methyltransferase. Lineage: Eukaryota; Fungi; Ascomycota; Eurotiomycetes; Eurotiales; Aspergillaceae. The coding region runs from base 1 to 1440 and encodes 479 amino acids. Gene Ontology annotation, cellular component: nucleus. Gene Ontology annotation, biological process: peptidyl-lysine monomethylation. The record is from RefSeq and is a predicted model, not a curated record. The transcript is spliced from 4 exons. Gene Ontology annotation, molecular function: protein binding; protein-lysine N-methyltransferase activity.